This is a messenger RNA of Rhododendron vialii, 2197 nucleotides long. RefSeq lists its product as uncharacterized. NCBI's taxonomy places the organism in Eukaryota, Viridiplantae, Streptophyta, Magnoliopsida, Ericales, Ericaceae. Gene Ontology annotation, biological process: endoplasmic reticulum to Golgi vesicle-mediated transport. The transcript has 5 exons. The record is from RefSeq and is a predicted model, not a curated record. Gene Ontology annotation, cellular component: cytoplasm; nucleus; TRAPP complex. The coding region runs from base 1505 to 1936 and encodes 143 amino acids.
GUUUCAACUGCGCAGUACAUGUCAGUACUUUUUGACAUGUACUUAAAAAGCACAUGGAAGAAGUAGUUGUCAAGAGAAAGCAAAAAAAAAUGAAAAUCUAAUGAAAACAAGAACUCAUGUUUAAAUUCUGUUGGAUAUAAAUUUGAGUGAAUGAAUACAGCUAACAAAAAUUCACGGAAAGAGAACUUACCAUUUGUUUCAAGAGAAUGUACUUAACACCAAGGGCCGAUCUCUAUGUUUAUUUGUUUCUCCCUUUUAGCCUUUCCUCAAAGAAUUCAAUCGGGAGGGGAAUGAACACUAACGGACGCUUUCUCUUAGUUAUAGAACUAUAUACAGGAAAUAUAACAUAAGUACUAGAUUUUGUUGAUUGAUCACUACAAUCACGAUAAAGAUUUCGAUGCAUUGCUGCAAUUUGGGUGCACUCUUGCUUCUUCACCCGUGUUUUUCUCCCUCCAUACUGCUCUGAGUGUCUGAAGAAAGUAAUUCGGAAUAUCAGUGCAAGUUUAGAGACUGAGUUAAGGUUCACUAACCAAGCACUCCCAUUUGCUCAAUUGAUCAUUUUCUUGAUUCUGGAACUUUAUUCACCACCUCACCAUAUCACUGACCACUCAAUCUUUUUCUUGUAUUUUUUCCAUAUCUUUUACAGGGUCUUAUGCGUGUUGAGGGUUUGGUUUGGUCAUUUGGGUGUUUUUAUACGAAUUCCACCAUUGGUUGCUGAUUAUUAGCCACCCAAACACGAAAUACACUCAUGAAAUGGACAGUAAAUGAGGAUGGGCAUAAACCUAAAGUACACAACAAUCUUAAUUUCCAGGUCGGGGUUGUCAAGUUGUUAAUAUGUAUUUUAGAUUUUAAGUACACCAUAAAUCUAUAAGAACUGGGGAAGCCAAAACUUCAAUGCUAUAGCGGAGCAAAAAAUUUCAAGAGCAAUAAUUAAAAACCUAAACCAAAAUGCUUGCAAACACUUAGGCUCUGUUUGGAACUUAAGGAAAAAAAAGGAAAAGUAAAAAAAUUUCCCUACUAUGGUUUGGUUGGGAGAGAAAAAGAAAAGAAAAUAACAAUUUUAAAUUUUGAGAAUAGAAAAUUUUUCCUUCCAUUUUCCUCCAAUUUUAUUUUAUUUUAUUUUCCACAGAUUCCAAACAGAGCAUUAAACUGCAUAAAUACCGGUUGAUUUGCGAAGAACCGAGAAAAUCUUUAGAGAGAGAAGAACAAUACCUGUUGGGUUUAGGAAUUUUCCAUUUCGAUUGAUCGACUUCUCCAUUUGAACAAUACCUGCUCCCUCUCUCUCUCUCUCUCUGAUACCAAACUAGCGCAAGGUUUUUUACAAGAACAUUGUUUUGUAGGCCCAAAAAAAACUCGCAUUUUGAAGACGGGAGGUCCUUUAUAAACGACGUCGUCCUAGGUCCAUUCGACAAGAGAACGCAAGUUUAUUUCCUUCAACUGGGGGAUAUAGUUCCUCUACGCUGCCAUCUGCCGUGUGAUCGGGCUUUAGAGUAGACCGGAGAAGAUGAUUGUAUGCGUCGCCGUCGUCGGCCACCAGAACAACCCACUAUACAUACAGAGCUUCACUGAGGCUGAUGAUGCCCUAAAACUUCAUCACAUAGUUCAUUGCUCCCUGGACGUCGUCGACGAAAGAGUAAAUAAUCCGAAAAAGUCAGGACCGACACUGAAUGAGACAUUCCUUGGUUUGCUUUAUCCAAGUGAAAACUACAAAGUGUAUGGGUAUUUGACAAAUACUAAGGUGAAAUUCAUCUUGGUGACCACAGACCUUGACGUCCGAGAUGCAGAUGUGAGAAAUUUUUUCAGGAGGUUCCAUUCAGCAUAUGUGGAUGCAGUUUCAAACCCAUUUCACGUCCCGGGUAAAAAGAUAACCUCCAGGACUUUCGCUGAAAGGGUCAGUGGCAUUGUCAAGUCGUUUGGGUUGAGUUCAGCUGGGUGAAUUACUGCUGCUGGAGGGGAUUAAACUCUCGAACAUUGCUGGAGUUGUUGCAAAGCUUCGGUGUUGGUCCUAAUCUAGAUCAACAAAAAUAUAUUCAAGAAUACUUUUGGAUACAAUUUGUAGCGCACAUUGCCUUGUUGAGAUCUUGGAAUUUAAGUUGUACUGUGCGAGAGAGUAUUUUCUAAUCAUACUUGUUUUUCUCUUCCUCUGUAUUCUUAUAUGAAGUCUUGCCCUUUCAUAAGACGUUUUCUGUGUUGUUCA